GUCAGGUCCAAGUUGAAGGAUCUCCAGUCAAAGUUCAGCUGGUGGACACUGCUGGACAGGAAGAGUUCGAYGAGUUCCGCGCUCUGUCCUACGCCCACACGGACGUCUUCCUCCUGUGCUUCAGCGUGGUCAACCCCUCCUCGUUCCGCAACGUCACGACCAAGUGGGUGCCCGAGAUCCGGGCUCACAACCCUUCCUCGCCCAUCAUCCUGAUCGGCACGCAGUCGGACCUGCUGCUGGACGUGAACGUCCUCAUCAGCCUGGACCGGAGCAACGUCAAGCCGGUGCAGAGCUCCCGGGCGCGGGGCAUGGCGGACAAGAUCCGGGCCACGGAUUACAUCGAGUGCUCGUCGCUCACGCAGAAGAACUUGAAGGAGGCGUUCGACGCGGCCAUCUUCGCCGCCAUCAAGAACAAGACGCGCAAAGGCAAGAAGCGGCGGUUCUCCGAGCGGCGCACCAAGGCCUUCUCGAGGUGCAGCUGGAAGAAGUUCUUCUGCUUCAUCUGAACUCUUCCCGGAGUCUCGAACACAUGUUUUUAUUUAUUUAAAAUGCUGUGCCGCGUUUCAACGGGACAUCCUUUAAAAGGUCUCCAACGCCAAACAUGGGGAAAAGACGUUCCUGCUCCGAUGUGGAUUCAGACGUUUGUUCCAGGUCAACAGGAAACAGCGUUUGCACAAAGAAAGGUGCAACAAGUCGAGGUUUCAGAGGAACGCGAGGCCAUCGUCCGCAGACGAAAGGACAAAAUGUAAAAGCGGUGAAUUUGCAUGAGUGUGUGUGUUUUGUGUAGACGGGCGUUGUUGUCUCUCCGGACCUAUUUAUACGCAGCAGCUUGUCGCUCCGUGUGUCGAGGAGCGCCGCAUUCUUUUAUCUGCCUGUGAAAGCUUCCCCGGCUGGUUUUAGGUCGGGCUUUUUGCUUUCUUUCUGUCUUCCUUCCUUCCUUUCUUUUUUUUUUUUCUCUCGUCAGCUGACAAACCUGGUCGAGCUUUUAUAUCCGAUCACGUUGAAGUUGGUUUGAGGAACUGGUUUGGAAAGCUUCGAGGUGAGACGCUGCAGGGAGUAGAAACUUUAGAAUCGUUUUCCUUUUCUUUUCUGUUCUUUUUUUGUUUCCGACGUGAAAACAAUCUACAUCUGUAAAAACCAAACACCGCAGGAGGCCCUUCUCUUUGUCGUCUUCCUCCCACCUCCAUCAUCAUCUUCCUUCGAAGAGUUGCGAAUAUUCACCCCUCGUUGUUUACCCGCUCAGAACCAGUCGGCCCAAUGAGCCCAGSCUCUGCUUGAACGGACUUUUAGACACAAUGCUUAAAGUUUUGCACUCCAGUGUUAUAUGUGACACAUCUCAAAGUGUAUCAAUUUAUUAUGCUUCUUGUGGAAGUGAACUUUGUGUUUUUGUUUAUUAAAACGCAUGAAAACUUCGAUAUUUUAUCCUGGAAACUACGUUAUGCUACUUAAAAAAAAGAAUCACUAAUCUCAACAGCCAUGUUCUUGUUUUAAGUUUGGUUUCCUUUCCUUACAGGUCAGAGUGAUGGAAUUAAAAUAGUAUUUUUAAAAAA
Austrofundulus limnaeus is the source of this 1550-nucleotide messenger RNA. It is a transcript of the gene rhov, whose product is annotated as ras homolog family member V. Gene Ontology annotation, biological process: small GTPase-mediated signal transduction. The record is from RefSeq and is a predicted model, not a curated record. NCBI's taxonomy places the organism in Eukaryota, Metazoa, Chordata, Actinopteri, Cyprinodontiformes, Rivulidae. Gene Ontology annotation, molecular function: GTPase activity; GTP binding.